AUGGAUAAACGUUGGAUAACCUUAGAUAAAAAUAGAGAUGAGUACCGAGAAGGUGUUAAACAAUUUGUCUUAAAUUUCAAGCGGCAUGCAAGGAAUCCUGAAAUGAUUAUUUGUCCUUGCGCAAUUUGUCGCAACCUUAGCCCACAAACUGACGACGACUUAGAGAUCCAUUUGAUGCGCUACGACGUUGAUCCUGAUUACGAUAUUUGGUGUGCACAUGGUGAAGAGGCAGGCCCAUCUGUAGAAGUUGUAGAUGGUGAAAGUUCAUAUCAUAUUGAUGUGGACUAUGAACUUCCAGAAGUGCAUCAAAUAAUAAAAAAAUUCUUGAAAGGAUUUGAUUUGGGGUAUGAGAAAAUUGACGCAUGCAUCAAUGAUUGUUGCCUGUUUAGAAGUGAAAAGAAGAAGAACAUGCAGAACUGCCUCGAAUGUAAUGCUUCAAGGUGGAAAGUAAAACCACGGACCAAUGAGAUAAAUACGGGAGUGCCUGCAAAGGUUUUGCGUUAUUUUCCUAUAAUUCCAAGGAUUAAGAGGAUGUUUCUUUCAGCGAGUAAUAGUGAGCUGUUAACUUGGCACUCUACUCAUCACAGUCAAGAUGGCAUGAUGCGCCAUCCAGUUGACUCAAUUCAAUGGUGCACUGUUGAUCAAAAGUGGCCAAGUUUUGCUUCUGAGCCACGAAACUUAAGAUUUGGACUAGCCACUGAUGGUUUUAAUCCUUAUAAAAAUCUAUCUUCAACACACAGUAUUUGGCCUGUGAUUUUAGUCAUCUACAAUCUGUCACCUAAUGUUUGCAUGUCAUCAGAAAAUUUGAUGCUAAGUCUACUCAUUCCAGGCCCCAAACAACCAGGGAAUGAUAUAGACGUGUAUUUGGAGCCAUUGAUAGAUGACUUAAAGGAGCUAUGGACUAAUGGGGUGGAGAUGUAUGAUGCAUACAACAGGGCGACAUUCUACCUGAAAGCUAUCCUUUUGUGGACAAUAAAUGACUUUCCAACCUAUGGCAAUCUGGCUGGUUUAACUACAAAAGGAGAAUUUGCAUGUCCCGUACUGCCUUUGCGUCACAAUUUGGAUGUCAUGCAUAUUGAAAAGAAUGUGUGUGAAAGUGUCUUAACAACCAUAUUAGAUGUCAAUGGUAAAUCGAAAAUUGAGAAUGAGUCUCGUAGAGAUCUUGAGUUACUAGAACUGAUGGAAGAUAUGCCUGUGGAAGAAAAACGUGCGAAAUUAGAGCUACUAUCUGCACCUUACACAUUAACAAAGGUUGAGAAACCUAAAUUUUGUGGGUUUUUACCUGAAGGCCUAAGAAAAGCAAUAUGGCAUCUAUCUUCCUUUUUCAAUGAGUUGUGUCAAAGGGUAUUGGACAGAAAAAGGUUGGAAGAGUUGGAAGAUGAUAUCGUAUUGACUUUAUGUUUGCUGGAGAGAUACUUCCCUCCAUCCUUCUUUGACAUUAUGAUCCACCUUACUAUUCACAUUGGAAGAGAAGCUAAGCUAUGUGGUCUAAUACUGUACCCUUUUGAGAGAUAUAAGAAGGUACUUAAGGACAAUGUUAAGAAUCAUGCUAGACCUGAAGGAUCUAUAGCUGAAAACUAUUUAGCUGAUGCGUGCUUGAGGGUUCACAAAGAAGAAUUAACUCUUUCAGACCCACAUUUAAUUACUGAUAACAGCUUGUUAGAGAAAACUCAUUUAGAGACAUUCGUCGUUUGGUUACAAGCCAAGAUUAUGUCUGAAGCUAGAGAGGGGUUUUUGUCGGAUACUUUGAAGUUGCUUGUGAAAGGGCCUAGAUUUUAUGCAAUGUCGCAUAUUGGUUUUGUAAUACAUGGAAAACACUUUCACACAAUAGAUGCAAAUGUUUCCACGGCAGAUUAUGGUGUCCAUAUUGAAGCAGAUUCUAGUCUGAAUUAUUAUGGAAUUAUAAGAGAAAUAUUGGUGUUAGACUACUACAUUUUCCGGUUGGCUAUCUUUCGGUGUGACUGGGCAAACAUUGUUAGUGGUGUGAAAAAGGGGGAUGGGUUCACUUUAGUUAACCUUCGUGAUGGUUUAGAUAAAAAAGAUCAAUUCAUUUUAGCAUCACAUGCUAAACAAGUGUUGGUAUGUGGUGCUGAAGGCUCCUCCAAGAGGCUUUCAUGA
Messenger RNA from Fragaria vesca subsp. vesca, 2118 nucleotides. RefSeq lists its product as uncharacterized. Lineage: Eukaryota; Viridiplantae; Streptophyta; Magnoliopsida; Rosales; Rosaceae. The record is from RefSeq and is a predicted model, not a curated record. The coding region runs from base 1 to 2118 and encodes 705 amino acids. The transcript is spliced from 7 exons.